CUUGCAGUACCCUUUUUCCUUGUGCCUUUGAAAAAGUGCUUACUGAAUCAGUCGCGUGGGGGGACCUGAUUGCCCACCCACUCGCGCUCAACAAGGCAUGGCCAACCACUAGCUUAACUAUUUAACUCGUUGUUCCCCAGAGCUUUCCAGUUAAUGUUCAAUCCACAACAAGAAAGCUAGAGUGUUCAAACAUGACCAAGGAACAAAACACUGGCGACGCGGUCAUUGAACCAUGCCCGCCGACCUACCAGGCGGCCACUGGUGACGGCCAAGCUUCCUACGAGGACAGCAAACCCGUACCAGCACCGCUUCGAGGCUAUGGCAUUGAAUAUCGCGUAGAUCCUACUGUAUCUUUUGCAGAGUUUACGUACUGGGCCAAAGUUGAGAGAGAAGAAGAGGCCGAAGCUGAGCGUCUCUUCCUCGAACGUCGCGGGCCCAUGACACCCAAGAAGAUGAUUAUGAGUCGCUUCUCCAAGGGUGUCCAUCACGAGAACAAAAAGAUGGACGAGAAAGAUGGAAACCCCACUACAGGCGUUGUUGCCCCAGCUGACAACGGUAUUACUCGCGACUCAUCCUCUGACCUUACGGAGGAGUGGAAGGUUGCCUCAAGGGCCAUGCGCACUGCUGGCUGGAGCUCCAUCUUUUUCCUCAUCACCACUGACAUUCUCGGAUGGUCUGGAUGCCCAUUUGUCUUUGCAAGUGUCGGCUAUGGUACCGGUGUCGCUCUCUACGUCAUCUUUGGCCUUGCCGCCACGCUUAGUGGUUACAUGCUGUACAAGAUGUUUGUAACGCUGGACUCUUCCCGGUAUCCGAUUCUGAGCUAUGGAGAUCUAUUCUUCAGAGUCUUUGGACCCAAGACCCGCCACUUCAUCAACGUCACUCAGUCCCUGCAGCAGUUUUGCACCGUUAUGGUCCUCAUUCUAAGCAAGGGUCGAGUUAUAUCCCUCUUGGCUGGCCCAAAGCUGUGCUUCAUCAUUUGCAUGCUCAUCAUCAUGCUUGUUGGUGUUGUAUUUGGCAGUAUUCGCUCUCUGCAGCGUCUCGGUUGGAUCUGCAAUCUCUCCGUUUGGUUCAACGUUGCCUCCUUCAUCUCCAUCAUGGUCGCUGCAGCCAAGUACGAGCCGUACUAUGGUCCUGUAAUUCAAUCAACGAUUCUCCCUAAAACCAUCAUGCCAAUUCGAACGUUCGUUGGCCUUGUUCCCGACGAGUACCAACAGCAGGCACACGGAUUCGCUGGAAUCUUCAACGGUGUUGACAGCAUGGUUUACGCCUACAGUGGUGCCAUCUUGUUUGUCUCCUUCAUGUCCGAGAUGAGACAUCCCAUGGACUUCUGGAAGGGCAUGCUCUUGGCCCAGGCGUUCAUCUGCGCAAUCUACGUCAUCUUCGGAGCCUUUGUCUACAGCAAUUUUGGUCAAUAUUCUGGAUCCGCCAUCUACCAAGUCAUCAACCCAGCUGGCCUGCGCACUUUCAAUAAUGUGCUCAACCUUCUCACUGGAAUCAUCGCGAGUGUUCUUUACUUUCAUGUGGGUAUGAAAACGGUAUACAUCGAGGUUUUCCAAGAGGUCUUCAAAUUCCCUCCCAUUGCAAGCAAACGGGGCCGUUGGAUGUGGUAUGCCCUGGGUCCCAUCUAUUGGGCCAUCGCAUUCAUGCUCGCCGCUGCCGUGCCCAAUCUCAAUGGCAUUGUGAAUCUUGUUGGUGGAUUGUUUGGAGUCAACUUCAGCUACUCACUUCCUGCAAUGUGCUUCCUCGGCUGGCUAAUUCACACAAACUCCACCCUGCCUGGCGAGGGCUACAGCCCAGAGACUGGCGAAGUGAUCCAACACGACUCGGGAAUUAAGAGAUGGACCCGUGGCUUUGUCAAGUGUUGGUACGUCAGUGUCCCUUGUCUGAUCUAUGCUCUUGCCGCUCUUGCCACUUCAGGUAUGGGAAGCUGGGCUGCUAUCGAAGGGUUGAUUUCAGUGUUUGGCCCAGGUGGAACGGUCGCAACUUACUACGGAUGCCAAUCGCCAGUGUGGAAGAAGGAGUAAAUUAUCCAAUGUGGGAGAUUUGAACUACAAGUAUUUAUUGUCUGGUUAUUAUAAUUAAAUUGUCUAUCAAAUAAUACAUCUUACGCAGUAUGUGCUGAUCAUUAACAGAAGGGGUCGGCGUUUGCAUCCAUGUUCGGCGAAUAUUCCAUAUUUCUUGCAGCGGCAUCAGCAAUCUCGUCGCCAAAAAUGUCUCGCAAAAAUCCAAAUGUCAUGUCGAUUCCUGCGGAAACCCCAGAAGAUGUGUAAAUGUUGCCGUCAAUAACCCAUCUAGCCUCUCUUAUCCAGGUAACUUUGUCGCUCUGAGAGACAACCUG
Messenger RNA from [Torrubiella] hemipterigena, 2338 nucleotides. The record is from the annotation of a GenBank genome assembly. NCBI's taxonomy places the organism in Eukaryota, Fungi, Ascomycota, Sordariomycetes, Hypocreales, Clavicipitaceae.